CCAAAUUCGAAGAAAUUCUUCCUAUGUUGCCCGUUUUGCCCAAACACCACCGUCUCCGCUCUUCUCCCACGCGGUACACAUUCCGUUUCCCCUCCUCUCCGCUCCCCCACCUACCCUGCCCAGCAGCACCAGCGACGGCAAACCCACCGAUGGACGCAACCGACCGCCGCCUCCGCGCCGUUUCCGCCCACCUCCAGCCCCAAGCAACCGCCGCCCGCCGCACCUCCGAUAGCCUCGCCCCCAAUCCCACCGCAGGGGAGUACGCCCACGUGCUUGGCUACAGCGCUGUCCUCCCCGAGAAGUUGCAGACUGGAAAGUGGAACGUGUACCGAUCUGCACAUUCACCUAUAACGCUGAUAGAUAGAUUUUCAGACUACCCAGACAUUGGGACGUUGCACGAUAACUUUGUGAAUGCAGUUGAGACUUUCAGAGACUGUAGAUACCUAGGUACAAGGGUCCAUUCAGAUGGAACAAUUGGAGACUACAAAUGGAUGACUUAUGGAGAAGCUGGCACAAGCAGGGCUGCAAUAGGUUCUGGUCUUAUUUGUCAUGGAAUACCUAAAGGCGCACGUGUUGGUCUGUAUUUUAUAAACAGACCUGAGUGGACCAUAGUUGACAAUGCUUGUUCUGCGUAUUCAUAUGUUUCUGUGCCACUAUAUGAUACUCUUGGUCCAGAUGCAGUUCAGUUCAUUGUGAAUCAUGCAUCAGUAGAGGCUAUCUUCUGUGUUCCUGAAACACUAAGAACUUUGUUAAGCUUUAUAACUCAAAUGCCUUGUGUGCGCCUUAUCGUGGUAGUUGGUGGAGUCGAUGAGAAUAUGCCAUCUUCACCUGCAGCUGCUGGAAUGGAAAUCAUAACCUACUCCAUGCUACACAGACAGGGACAUAUGAGUCCCCAACCCUUUCGGCCUCCAAAACCUGAAGAUGUUGCCACUAUCUGCUACACUAGUGGCACUACUGGCACACCAAAGGGAGCUGUUCUUUCUCAUGCGAAUUUCAUUGCAAAUGUAGCAGGCCAGGACUUGGGCGUUAAGUUUUACCCCUCGGACGUGUACAUCUCAUAUCUACCUUUGGCACACAUCUACGAGAGAACUAACCAAAUAUGGCUCGUUCAUCGCGGUGCUGCCGUUGGGUUCUACCAAGGGGAUAAUUUGAAGCUGAUGGAUGACCUUAAUACUCUGAAACCAACAGUAUUUGCGAGUGUUCCCCGGUUAUAUAACAAAAUUUAUGCUGCAAUUACAAAUGCUGUGAAGGAGUCUGGUGGGUUGAAAGAACGAUUAUUUCAUGCUGCAUAUAAUGCUAAGAGGCAAGCUAUUAUUAAUGGACGGAAUCCAUCCCCAGUGUGGGAUAAGCUGGUAUUUAACAAAAUAAAAGCUAGGCUGGGUGGACGAGUAAGGGUUAUGUCUUCAGGUGCUUCUCCAUUGUCGCCAGAUGUAAUGGAAUUCCUCAGAAUAUGCUUUGGUGGUGAUAUUCUUGAAGGCUACGGAAUGACGGAAACAUCUUGUGUCAUUACUUUAAUGGAUGUUGGUGAUAUAUCAAUUGGUCAUGUUGGAUCUCCCAAUCCUGCUUGUGAGGUUAAACUUGUGGAUGUCCCUGAAAUGAACUACACAUCUGAGGAUCAACCAUACCCUCGUGGAGAAAUAUGUGCCCGGGGACCUAUAAUAUUCCAGGGUUACUAUAAAGAUGAAGUUCAAACCAGAGAGGUCAUUGAUGAGGAUAGUUGGUUGCAUACUGGGGACAUAGGUUUGUGGCUGCCUGGAGGGCGCCUAAAGAUUAUAGACAGUCUGGCUUCUCUUCCUAAAUUACUAUUUUUAUAUCUCCGUACCUCAAGGAAAAAGAACAUUUUCAAGUUAGCUCAAGGAGAAUACAUAGCUCCGGAGAAGAUCGAGAAUGUUUAUGCCAAGUGCAAGUUCAUUGCCCAGUGCUUUGUAUAUGGCGAUAGCUUUAAUUCUUGCCUAGUUGCCGUUGUAGCAGUUGAGCCAGAGGUGUUGAAGAGUUGGGCUGCAUUAGAAGGAAUCCAGUAUGAGGAUUUAAGACAGCUCUGUUCUGAUCCUAGAGCAAGAGCUGCUGUGCUGGCUGACAUGGAUUCUAUUGGGAAGGAAGCACAGCUAAGAGGUUUUGAGUUUGUCAAAGCUGUUACUCUUGUUGCUGAACCAUUCACACUAGAAAAUGGCCUCCUCACCCCAACAUUCAAGGUCAAAAGACCGCAAGCAAAGGCGUAUUUUGCAAAAGAAAUCACAACUAUGUAUGCACAACUGCUUGAUGCAGAGUCAGCCAGGCCCAAGUUGUAAUUACACAAGUAUUGGUCAAAAUAAGCAGUCAAUCAAGGAACCAAAACUAAUCUUUCCAAUCAACAACAGCCUGGGACAGUGCUUGGUGCAGUUAAUUUGAUUGCUGUGGUCAAGUAUAACUGAAUGAGCCCAGCAUAUGCAUUUUCUUAACUUAUUUUCCCUUUUUUUUUUACAGUACACGCAUGUAAUCCUGCCGUUGUAAAGAUACAUAGAGUAACAUAUUGGUGACCUAAUCUUGACCUGUUGUAUGUGCAAUAUAUUACAAGAAAAGCCAAGUGUACGCAAAA
Aegilops tauschii subsp. strangulata is the source of this 2575-nucleotide messenger RNA. Its product is annotated as long chain acyl-CoA synthetase 6, peroxisomal. Gene Ontology annotation, biological process: fatty acid metabolic process. Lineage: Eukaryota; Viridiplantae; Streptophyta; Magnoliopsida; Poales; Poaceae. Gene Ontology annotation, molecular function: long-chain fatty acid-CoA ligase activity. The record is from RefSeq and is a predicted model, not a curated record. Gene Ontology annotation, cellular component: membrane; endoplasmic reticulum.